Periconia digitata is the source of this 2505-nucleotide messenger RNA. Lineage: Eukaryota; Fungi; Ascomycota; Dothideomycetes; Pleosporales; Periconiaceae. The record is from the annotation of a GenBank genome assembly.
CCAAGCAGCAUCAUGAAGCUUUCCGUGGCCGCCGCCGCAACGGCUCUGCUCGGCUUGGCUGCCGCCGACCUCGAUCCCAUUGUCAUCAAAGGUUCCAAAUUCUUCUACAAGACGAAUGGCACCCAAUUUUUUAUGAAAGGUGUGGCCUACCAGCAGGAGCUCAGCUCCAAUAGCUCUCAGUCGGGUGACUUGAACAAGAAAUACGUCGAUCCCUUGAUCUCCGACACAUGCAAACGCGACAUUCCCUUCCUGCAAAAACUAAACACAAACACCAUCCGUGUGUACGCCAUCAAUCCAGAUGAGAGCCAUGAUGCUUGCAUGAAGGCCCUGGCCGACGCCGGCAUCUAUGUUGUUGCUGAUCUUUCCGAGCCCCUUCUGUCCGUCAACCGUGACACGCCUGAAUGGAAUGUCGAUCUCUACACACGCUACACCAAGGUUAUUGAUGUCAUGUCCAAGUACACCAACACGCUUGGCUUCUUCGCUGGAAACGAGGUAUCCAACCAGAAGAACAACACCUUGGCCAGCGCCUUCGUCAAGGCCGCCGUGCGCGACUCCAAGGCUUAUAUCAAAGCCAAGAACUACCGCUCCAUCGGCGUCGGAUACGCCACAAACGACGACGCAGACAUCCGCGAGAACCUGGCCAACUUCUUCGACUGCGGCGACCGCGCCGAGGCCAUCGACUUCUGGGGCUACAACAUUUACUCGUGGUGCGGCGACUCCUCCUUCACCGAAUCCGGCUUCGACGUCCGCACCAAGGAAUUCCAAAACUUCGACGUCCCCGUCUUCUUCGCCGAAUAUGGCUGCAACACCCCCCGUCCGCGCCUCUUCACCGAAGUCGGUACCCUCUACGGGCCCGAAAUGACAGGCGUCUGGUCCGGCGGCAUCGUCUACAUGUACUUUGAGGAAGCCAACCAGUUCGGCCUCGCCACCGUCGACGGCAACAACGUGGAAACCAACGACGACUUCAACAACCUCUCGAGCGAAAUCGCAAAGGCAACACCGUCAGCUGUCCAGAUGUCCGCCUACAACCCAACAAACACCCAACCCGCAGCCUGCCCCUCUGUGAAUUCCGACUGGCGCGCCCCGGCCUCCCCUCUCCCUCCGCCAGUCAACGCCCAGCUCUGCGCCUGCAUGUCCUCGUCCGUGUCCUGCAGCGUCGCCGACUCGGUCGACGAGGCAGACUACGGCACCCUCUUCGGGGUCGCGUGCGGCGCCUCGGGCGGCAAAUUCUGCAACGGCAUCAACCGCAACGUCACCGCCGGCUCUCCCUCGUCGUCCUACGGCGCAUACGGCAUGUGCAGUUCCAAGGACCAACUCAACUUUGCGCUCAACGCGUACUACGAGGGCACGGGCAAGAAACCGGAUUCGUGCAGCUUCAAGGGGUCCGCGACGUUGAGGGCCAAUGUGCCCACGCCCACGGGCGAGUGCCCUAGUCUGCUCAAACAGGCUGGCAAGGACGGCAAUGGCACGGUGCCUGUUGGCAGUGCCGCCGCGGCUUCAGGACCCAGUGGCGCUGCUGGGUCCGCGAGUGAUGGCGCCUCCGGUGCCGUCGAGGUCCGAGUCGGUCUGGGACUCUAUGUCCUUGCUGCUGUGGCUUCUGGUUUCGCCAUGGUGCUCUUGUAGGGUGUUGAGGUAUAUAUAUGUUUGUGCUAGGGACGCACGUGUGAGGGAAAGAAAACAAAAAUGUGGGCGGCAGAGCGCGUGAUUCCUCUUCUUCGCCCACGUUGUUGUUGGACCGACGAGGGAAUGCUUUUUGGACUUUUCUCUUCUGUUCCUCUUCUUUUUUUUAUUUCCAAACGGGAAGGAGGGCAAGGUAAAGGACUGGGCUUUUCAUGGGCGGGAAAUAUCAUCAUCAUCAUUAUUGUCAUUGUAUUGGCGUUUUCUCUUUCUUUUUUCUUUGCAGCAUUCACGGGCAACGUUUUUCCCCCCAGAGAGCGUGUACCGGCGGCUCCUGCUGUUAAUAAAUAAAUAACCACCAUGUUCUUUUUUUUUUCACACAUACAAAAUACCCCCCCCCCCCCCAUUGGACAGUUCGGUUCUCUACUUGGACAGUCGUCGUGCAUAUUCUUGCUUAGAUCCUACAUGAAAUCACAACCUCUCUUCUCGGCCAGCUGGGUAGCUGGGUAGCCAGCCAGCCAGCCAGCCAAAGCACCUACCUUCCACGGGUGUGGAGGAAAUAUAGUACGCUAUAGCAUAGUACAAAGGUAUAGUAUACAUACUGUAGUAUAUAUAUAUAUAUAUAUAUAUAUCAUUCAAGCAAAAUGCUUGCUUGCUUGCUUGCUCGGUACGUACGGCCGUUCAAACGGCCAACUUGCGUACAUACAUACAUACAUACAUACAUACAUACAUAUGUAUAUAUCACCCACCGCAUGCCCAUGCCCAUGCCAUGUCAUCACACACACAGACACACAUCACACACAUGGAUGUAUGAUCCGAUGGCGGGGGGGUGCAAGGGGUGACGCGGUACGGGAUGAUCCCUUUGGGUGGUCGGUCGGCGGUAUUUCG